AUGCAGCUCCUCUCUCUUUUCACCUCUUUGGCUCUCGUGUCUGCCGUGGUCUCGUCUCCGGCAGCAGACUUGAACGUGAACGUUGCCCGCGCAGGCGAUCACGGCAGCUACAUUGUUCCUGGUCUCGGAGUUCGCAAGCAGGAGAUCUUGAAGGCCGGUGGUAACACUCGUGACAUGGCCAUUGCCAUGCUGGAGACCGACAACAUGGACACCAAUUACAAAUACGGUGACGGAAAGACCGGCGACGGCACCAACUUCGGCGUGUUCAAGCAGAACUGGUUCAUCCUGAGAAAUUCUGCCUCUGACUUCCUGGGUCAGACCGUUGACCAAGUCGACAACGGUGUUAUCCUCAACACCGAUCUGGCCAAGGACAUCAAGGCUCGUCACGAGGGCGAGGCUAAGUACGGUUAUGAGAAGUGGUUUAGUGGCCACCGCAAUGGAGAGUCUGGUCUCAACAACCCUGGCACUGAUGACAUCAAGACCUACAUGAGCGGCGUUGCAUGGAUUCAACAGCAGAUUGAGAGUGAUAAGAAGUACCAGAGCGACGAUACUCGAUUCUACGUUCAGGUCGUGGCUAUCUAA
Penicillium mononematosum is the source of this 582-nucleotide messenger RNA. RefSeq lists its product as uncharacterized. The coding region runs from base 1 to 582 and encodes 193 amino acids. The transcript is spliced from 5 exons. The record is from RefSeq and is a predicted model, not a curated record. NCBI's taxonomy places the organism in Eukaryota, Fungi, Ascomycota, Eurotiomycetes, Eurotiales, Aspergillaceae.